AUGUGUGUGCAGGAAGCGGCGUGGUUUCUUUUGCGCUUGCCGAUGAGUGAGGCAUCUCGCCAAGUAUUCUUCAUACCCACGCAACAUCCCAGCGAGAGGUUAAAAUGUAAGAAAACACGACAACAAAUGAAUAAAGAGGACAUUAGUGCUGAGUCGACUGAUGUUUGGAAGAAGAAUAUAAUUGAGAGAUACGAAGAGCGUCCGACGGAGUUCGAAAAUGUUACGUUGGCUGAUUUUGUUGCUAAUUAUGAUCGCGUAGAGACACGGACCUUGAACGAUAAUAUGAUGCGAGGAGACGAAGAGUUAUUCGAUGAAGAGAACGAAGAAGAGGAUACGGACUAUGUGAAUGGCGUGAUCACAGACUCGUCGAUCGUCCGGGUCACGUAUAGAAAGCGAAAGAAAAAUUUUGUACGCGAUGGCGGUGAUACGAUCCUUGUGAACGAUCAGGACAUCAAUACUAUUCAGCGCGAAACAGUUGUCAGGACAGUGAAGAGCGCCAUGUCACACGAAGAGUUUUGCGCUAUGACGACGGUGAAGAAUGGCGAGGAGUAUGUUUCUCGAGUGUGGUUGCUGUUCGAUGAUCCGGCGUGCGGUGAGAAGAUACGUCUAAAAUGUCAACAACACAUGGUCGAGCACAGAAUCGAUCUUAGAUAUACGCCGUUUGUGAGACGCGAGUUGCCGAUCAACAUGAAAUCGCGAAUAAUCAAGGUUAAGCGGCGACAGUUUUCGUUGUUGCCGAGUAACGCGCAAACUAUUCAUAAGGUGCAAUGA
Molecule: messenger RNA, 771 nt
Organism: Chilo suppressalis (striped riceborer)
Lineage: Eukaryota; Metazoa; Arthropoda; Insecta; Lepidoptera; Crambidae
Source: the annotation of a GenBank genome assembly